Messenger RNA from Bombina bombina (fire-bellied toad), 5104 nucleotides. It is a transcript of the gene RAB27A, whose product is annotated as RAB27A, member RAS oncogene family. Gene Ontology annotation, cellular component: melanosome; secretory granule. The transcript is spliced from 6 exons. Gene Ontology annotation, biological process: positive regulation of exocytosis; melanosome transport. The record is from RefSeq and is a predicted model, not a curated record. Gene Ontology annotation, molecular function: GTPase activity; GTP binding. NCBI's taxonomy places the organism in Eukaryota, Metazoa, Chordata, Amphibia, Anura, Bombinatoridae. The coding region runs from base 173 to 838 and encodes 221 amino acids.
UGCAUACAGAUACUGACAUUAGUAGCAGCAGGUGACACGUAGGCUGGUCGUCUGUGUGCUAAACAGGUGGAGCGAGGAAGCAUUACUGCUAUACAUCUACCUUAGAUUACAGCCCAGCUGGGUUUUUCCUGCAGUAUCCCAUAGAGGUGGAGGUCAGCAACCAAAUUUCACAAUGUUUGAUGGGGAUUAUGAUUACCUCAUCAAAUUUUUAGCAUUGGGAGACUCUGGAGUUGGAAAAACAAGUUUCCUUUACCAGUAUACUGAUGGGAAAUUUAAUUCAAAAUUCAUUACAACAGUGGGCAUUGAUUUCCGGGAAAAAAGAGUGGUAUAUCGUUCAAAUGGCCCAGAUGGCAUUGCUGGUAGAGGACAGAGAGUUCAUUUGCAGCUAUGGGACACUGCAGGGCAGGAAAGAUUUCGCAGCUUGACAACUGCUUUUUUCAGGGAUGCAAUGGGUUUCCUUCUGCUUUUCGAUUUAACAAAUGAGCAGAGCUUCCUCAAUGUCAGGAAUUGGAUAAGUCAGCUGCAAGUACACGCAUACUGUGAAAACCCAGACAUUGUAAUGUGUGGAAAUAAAAGUGAUCUUGAUGAUCAGAGAGCCGUGAAGGAAGAGGAGGCCAAAGAAUUUGCUGAUAAAUAUGGGAUCCCAUACUUUGAAACAAGUGCUGCAAAUGGAACAAACGUAAAUAAAGCUGUGGAAACGCUGUUGGAUCUGAUCAUGAAGCGCAUGGAACGGUGUGUGGACAAGUCUUGGAUACCUCAAGGGGUGGUACGAUCCAAUGGCCACAGCUCUACAGAGCAAUUAAAUGAGGACAAAGACAAAAACAAAUGUGGCUGCUGAGAUCAUAUAUAAAAUGAAAUUAGCCCCCAACCGAAAAUCAACCCAAUUUAGAAAGUGGUUAAAGUUCUGUGGUUCUGAUAUAUCAACUCUGUUGUAUACUUUUUAAAUGUUGCACAUAUCUAUUAUGGUUAGUUUUUUUUUUCUUCUUUUCAAAAAUGCUACUGUAUUAGAAAAUAAUACUAAAACAUGGAUUUUUCAGGCACAAGGAAUAAAACUAUAGGUGACAGCAUCUUUUUUAAAUACAUUUAAAAACACCUAUUUACAAAUAAAGACAGUGAGGCCAUUUGCCUUUCAUAGCUUAGUCUUUUAAAAAUUAUACUACAAUAUUACAAAGGAUUUGAAAUAUUGAUUUAUUAGACUCAUGUCUGCCCCUUUAUGUAUAAGUGCUUUGUAUAUUAAUACAAAAAUUAUAUAUACAAUUUCUUAUGUUUCAACAGGAAAUUAGGGCAGAAUAAAUGCCAGCAAAAUUUCUUCAGGGCUGGCGCUAAACGAUGAAAUUGUAUGUGCCAGGUGUGCUUUUUUGGACCCUUUUGGAUAGAGACAGUUUCAUAUUGGUCCUGGUGAGACAUGCAGCACAAGAUAUCAAUAUUGCGAAACGCCAAUUUUUAAAUCCACACGGUUAAAACUGUAUUUGAAUUAUAAUUCUCUCGCUGAUCAAUUUUUCCAUUGUCCUUUUGGUUUUCAUUUGCUGUUUUUUGUUUUCUUUUGUGAUCUACACAUAAUAUUGGGGAGGGGAACAUAAAAAGUAUAUCCUUUUUAGACAUUUUAUGGAAUUUUUGUGCCGAAUUACGCGCUUCAAAACUCUAAAGCUAAAUUAUGCUGAUAUCUUUCAAAAUACCAAGUUCUCUGCUUCACAGUUUUGAUAUGCAGUUUAUUUAAGUACCUUACAUCUUUACUGCAUCUUUUAGAACCUCAAAUUAAUUUAUUCAUAUGAUUUAAAGCUAAUGUUUGGCAAUUUUAGCUAAGAUGCUUUAAAUAGCCUAGGGAUGGAGGUUUAUAAAGCUAGGCUUAAUAGUUGUGUACAUUCUAAAACAGAAUGCAAUUCUUGUUAAAAUAAUAGGAUUAAAGGGACACUGAACCCAAUUUUUUUUCCGCGAUUCAGAUAGAACAUGCAAUUUUAUGCAACUUUCUAAUGUAAUCCUAUUAUCAAUUUUUCUUCGUUCUCUUGCUAUCUUUAUUUGAAAAAGAAGGCAUCUAAGCUUUUUUUUUUAGGUUCAGGACUCUGGACAGCACUUUUUUAUUGGUGGAUGAAUUUAUCCACCAAUCAGCAAGGGCAACCCAGGAUGUUCACCAAAAAUGGGCCGGCAUCCAAACUUAAAUUCUUGCAUUUCAAAUAAAGAUACCAAGAGAAUGAAGAAAAUUUGAUAAUAGGAGUAAAUUAGAAAGAUGCUUAAGAUUUCAUGCUCUAUCUGAAUCACAAAAGAAAAAAUGUGGGUUCAGUGUCCCUUUAAUAAAUAUUGCGGUAUAUUUGUACAGGUAAUUUUAGUACAUAAUUAACUAGCUUUUAAUAGCUACACAUUUGUACACUUUAAUAUUUUUUUGGAAACAUACAUAUAUUGCUACACAGAUGUAAUUAUAUAUUUAUGUAAACAAAUGUAAUACACACUUUUUUCAUCAGAAAUGUUGGCACCGUAAAUAUGACUUAUUAAUGGGAUAUGAAACCCAAACAUUUUCUUUUGUGAUUUAGAUAGACCAUAGUUUCCAAUUUACUUAUAUUAUCAAGUUUACUUUUUCCCAUGGUAUUCUUUGUGGAGAACUACAUGGCAGGAAAUAGGGCUGCCGUGUUCUUGCAAAUGUAUAACAUUCUUUCAGAACUACUGCCAUAUAGUGAUCCAGACACGUGCACACUCCUGAGCUUACCGCUUUGCUUUUCAACCAAAGAAAAUGUAAUAUUAAACGUAAAUUAGAAAGUUGUUUAAAAUUGCAUGCUCUAUCUGAAUCAUAAAAGAAAAAAAAAAUGGGUUUUCUAUCCCUUUAAAUAGGAUUGCACAUAACUUCUAGUGAAUAUGUUAAAACAACAACUUAUUGUGAAGUGCAUAUUCCCUUUCAAGUAGUUUAGUUAGAAAAAGUGAUCCUUAGGGUACACAUUUUCAUGCAAAUAUUUCAGAUGAAGUUUAUUACAAUCUCUAAUAACUGUAAUUCAUUUUGUAAAGUUGAAAAAGAAAAAAAAAGCGAACACUGAACCCAAAUUUUUCCUUUUCGGGAUUCAGAUAGAUCAUGCAAUUUUAAGCAACUUUCUAAUUUACUCCUGUUAUGAAAUUUUCUUCAUUCUCUUGCUAUCUUUAUUUGAAAAAUAAGGUAAGCUUUUUUUUUGGUUCAGUACUCUGGACUGCACUUUUCAAUUUAUCCACCAAUCAGCAAGAACAACCCAGGUUGUUCACCAAAAAUGGGCCUGCAUCAAAACUUACAUUCUUGCAUUUCAAAUAAAGAUACCAAGAGAAUGAAGAAAAUGUGAUAAUAGGAGUAAAUUAGAAAGUUGCUUAAAAUGUUUUAAAUGUCAUGCUGAUUCAUUCUGAAUCAUGAAAGAAAAAAUUUGGGUUCAGUGUGCCUUUAACUGAAAACAACAUUUUAUAUUUUAACAAUGAAAAUAUGUAGUAAGAAAGUAACAAAAAAUAAAAUAAAUAAAAACAAAUUAUUAAAAACUACUGAAUAUAUUCCUUAAAUUGUUUUAACACUUGGACAUUCUUACUCACUACAUUCGGUCAGAAGAGAACACUAAUAAUGGAUAUCUGCUAUUAAGUUCUUUUUUACUGAGUAACAAUCUAAAAAUAAUAUGGUUAACUAAUGAUACUGAACACUGUUUAUCCAUCAAAGCAUUAAUAACCCAUCAAACCUAAGAGAAUUUAAAUCAAGGAAAGUUGUCAUUUUUAGUACUUUAUGAUCUGUAAAUGUCUUUAAUCUGUAUGGAGAACGCACACUGCAUGAGAAAUUGCAUUCCAAUGGUUUAUGUCAAAUAGGCAUUAAACUAUAUACAAUCAUAAGUUGGGGUUUGCAUAGCGGUUGUCAGAUAAUGGGUAUUAAGUAGGGUGACCAUAUUGCCGCUUUAAAAAGGGACACAUAUGAAAAAUACAUACAGUAUGUCAGGGUUCUUAUAAAAAAACAAAACAUUUCUGAAAACAGCCCUGGCAUAUGUAUUUUUCAUAUGUGUCCCUUUUUAAAGCAGUAAUAUAGUCACCCUAGUAUUAAGAAAAAAUAUUAAUACAUACGUUUAAAAUAAGCAUUUAAAAAAAAAAAGAAUUUACGUAUAUAAUGUUGUGAUUUCAAGGAUUUAGAUGUUAUGAUUUAUUCAUGGUGUAUUAACUAUCACUUUAAUAAUCAUGGUUAAGCUCAGUCAGAUGGCAAUAUGGUCAUGGACUGAGGAAAUAAGUUAUUUUAAACAGUUUAAUUAUAGAAACCUACAUAGCUUUCAAAAUGUGAAGGUCAUGCAGUAAUUUAUAUGAUGGCCAUGCAGUAAUUUCAACAUGUUUUUUAUAAUAUUGAAUUUUGCCUUUAUCAGGUUCAUAAGUAAAUAUUUUGUACUUAUUUAAAAGGGCUUGUGCCAACUUAGAGGGACAUUAAAGCCCAUAAAUAAAAUGCCCUUUUAAUUGUAGAACACUUUCCUGCCUACCUGUGCCAUACACAUUUCUAUAGCAGGAGACAAAAUACCACAUACUCUUCAUCUGCCUUCAUCGAUAUAGAGCAGUUUAUUUUUUAAUCUCAAGAAACUAUACAGUGCCUACUGCUGAAAUACACAUUAUGGCAGUGCACCCAUCAUAGGUGAUUUUACAUGGAAGCAGGGUUGACUAAGUGGUACUUUAGUAAGGCCACUACAUAAAGUAGGCAAGUGCCUUUUUAUAGCAGUCAUCCAAAGUGUACAACUAUAUUCUACUUUUGCUGUGCCAAACCAAAUACUUUAAUAUAUUUACUGUGUAUAUAUAUAUAUAUAUAUAUAUAUAUAUAUAUAUAUAUAUAUAUAGAGUGUGUGUGUGUGUAAAAAUGAUCUCUUAAGAACUGUUUUGCAAGUACUGCCAUUUGAAAGGCUUGAGUUUUGCUAAGUAGAUCUUUUUUUUCUUUUUUAUUGGACAGGAAGUGUUCAGCAUCAUUACCAUUAUAAUUUUCACUGGAUGUCCACUUUAAAAAAUGGUUUGUAAUUAAAAUUUAAAAAUGAUUUAUUAGGAAAUGCUUAAAAUGUCAUAUUUUGUCUUGUUUAUUAUAUUGUAUAAAUAUCUUUUGUUAUCAAGAUGUUUUACAACAAAUUAGAUAUUAAAAUAUAUUAUAUAAUUGAAA